This is a messenger RNA of Apodemus sylvaticus (European woodmouse), 3154 nucleotides long. It is a transcript of the gene Mark3, whose product is annotated as microtubule affinity regulating kinase 3. Gene Ontology annotation, cellular component: cytoplasm; plasma membrane. The record is from RefSeq and is a predicted model, not a curated record. Gene Ontology annotation, molecular function: protein serine/threonine kinase activity; ATP binding. Bases 565 to 2958 code for a protein of 797 amino acids. Lineage: Eukaryota; Metazoa; Chordata; Mammalia; Rodentia; Muridae. Gene Ontology annotation, biological process: intracellular signal transduction; protein phosphorylation. The transcript is spliced from 18 exons.
CGGAGGCAGCGGAGGAAGCCGAGGCGCGGCCAUCUUGAGUCUGUAAGGCUCCUAAGGUGCCGGGGAGCGGCGGUGGCAGCCGGCAGGGCGAGGCCGGGCGGAAAGCGAGCCGGAGAAGGGAAAGCAGCCGGGCGUGGGCGCCUCCUCCGCGGCCCGCUCCAUGGUCGGCGCCUGCAGCUCGCGGCGGCCUGUCUUGCGCUUCAUCUCCGCUCCAUCCUCCUGCGCUGCUGCCUCUUCAGGGGCUGCCGGCCGCUCUGUGUCGAGCCCCCGGGGCUGAGCUCCGCGGCGCUGCGGCUGCGAACGACGAGGAGGCGAGGGGCCCGCGAGGCCCGCGAAGCGCCCUGAGGCUUGCGGCGGCCAGCCGGCCCGCUUCCACCGCGGCCGCCGGCGCUGGGGGAGAAUGAGCCCCGGGGCCCGCGGGCGCACGGCCCGGGCCAGGCCGGAGAUCUAGACUCUGGCCCGGGAGGGCAGGGCCCGGAGGCUUGCGGCCGCUGCUCGCCGGCCGCCCAGAGCUGGGCAGGUUUGUUUUCGCCUUGGCGUUGUGCAGAAUCAAAGCGCAGUAAGAUGUCCACUAGGACCCCUUUGCCAACGGUGAAUGAACGAGACACUGAAAACCACAUUUCACACGGAGACGGGAGGCACGAAGUCACCCCCCGCACCGGGCGCUCUGGAGCUCGGUGUAGAAGCUCGGUAGCUUCCUGUGCAGACGAGCAGCCUCACAUUGGAAACUACAGACUGUUGAAAACAAUCGGCAAGGGGAACUUUGCAAAAGUGAAAUUGGCGAGACACAUCCUCACAGGCAGAGAGGUUGCAAUAAAAAUAAUUGACAAAACUCAGUUGAAUCCAACAAGCCUACAAAAGCUCUUCAGAGAAGUAAGAAUAAUGAAGAUUUUAAAUCACCCAAACAUAGUGAAGUUGUUCGAGGUCAUUGAAACAGAAAAAACACUCUACUUAAUCAUGGAGUAUGCGAGUGGAGGUGAAGUGUUUGACUAUUUGGUUGCGCAUGGAAGAAUGAAGGAAAAAGAAGCAAGAGCUAAAUUUAGACAGAUUGUGUCCGCAGUACAGUAUUGCCACCAAAAACGGAUUGUUCACAGAGACCUCAAGGCUGAAAAUCUGUUGUUAGAUGCGGAUAUGAACAUUAAAAUAGCAGAUUUUGGUUUUAGCAAUGAGUUUACUGUUGGCAGUAAACUAGACACAUUUUGUGGCAGUCCUCCAUAUGCAGCCCCUGAGCUCUUCCAGGGCAAGAAGUAUGACGGGCCAGAGGUCGACGUGUGGAGCCUCGGCGUCAUCCUGUACACUCUCGUCAGCGGCUCACUUCCCUUCGAUGGUCAGAACCUGAAGGAACUGAGAGAGAGAGUACUCCGAGGGAAGUACAGAAUCCCUUUCUACAUGUCCACGGACUGCGAGAACCUUCUCAAACGCUUCCUGGUGCUGAACCCAGUUAAACGUGGCACUCUAGAGCAAAUCAUGAAGGACAGGUGGAUCAAUGCAGGUCAUGAGGAAGAUGAGCUUAAACCAUUCGUUGAACCAGAACUAGACAUCUCAGACCAGAAGAGAAUAGAUAUUAUGGUGGGAAUGGGAUAUUCCCAAGAAGAAAUUCAAGAAUCUCUUAGUAAAAUGAAAUACGAUGAAAUCACAGCUACAUACUUGUUACUGGGGAGGAAGUCUGCAGAGCUGGACGCUAGUGACUCCAGUUCUAGCAGCAACCUUUCACUUGCUAAGGUGCGGCCAAGCAGUGACCUCAGCAAUAGCACUGGCCAGUCUCCUCAUCACAAAGGGCAGAGAAGUGUUUCUUCAAGUCAGAAGCAGAGACGGUACAGUGACCAUGCUGGACCAGCUAUUCCUUCAGUUGUGGCAUAUCCAAAGAGGAGUCAGACCAGCACUGCAGAUAGUGACCUCAAAGAAGAUGGAAUCCCCUCCCGAAAAUCAAGCGGCAGUGCUGGAGGAGGAAAGGGGAUUGCUCCUGCCAGUCCCAUGCUCGGGAAUGCGAGCAAUCCCAAUAAAGCGGAUAUUCCUGAACGCAAGAAAAGCCCUGCUGUCCCCAGUAGUAACACAGCAUCUGGUGGGAUGACACGGCGGAACACUUACGUUUGCAGCGAGAGGUGUGCAGCAGACAGACAUUCAGUGAUCCAAAACGGCAAAGAGAACAGCCUGACAGAAGUGUUCGCUCACGCAGCUAGCCCUGCCUCCCUCUGUGCCACAUCUACCUGUCGGCUGAGACAUCAGAGGUCGAUGUCCGUGUCAGCCUCUGGGCACCCCAAGAUGGUGUUACCUCCAAUAGACAGUGAAGGAGAUACCUUCAAGGCUAUCACUGUUCCAGAUCCAAGAACUCCAGUUGCUUCUACCCACAGUAUUAGCAGUGCGACUACCCCAGAUCGCAUCCGCUUCCCAAGGGGCACAGCCAGCCGGAGCACUUUCCACGGCCAACCUCGGGAACGGCGAACCGCGACGUAUAAUGGCCCACCUGCCUCACCCAGCUUGUCCCAUGAAGCCACACCCCUGUCCCAGACUCGAAGCCGAGGUUCCACUAAUCUUUUUAGUAAAUUAACUUCCAAACUCACGAGAAGACUUCCAACUGAAUAUGAGAGGAACGGGAGAUAUGAGGGCUCAAGUCGCAAUGUAGCUUCGGAACAAAAGGAUGAAAACAGAGAAGCCAAACCCCGCUCGCUGCGCUUCACCUGGAGCAUGAAAACCACGAGUUCCAUGGACCCCAGUGACAUGAUGCGGGAGAUCCGCAAAGUGCUGGACGCCAAUAACUGCGACUAUGAGCAGAGAGAGCGCUUCCUGCUCUUCUGCGUCCAUGGCGACGGCCACGCAGAGAACCUGGUACAAUGGGAGAUGGAAGUCUGUAAGCUGCCAAGACUGUCUCUCAAUGGAGUCCGGUUUAAGCGGAUAUCAGGGACAUCCAUAGCUUUCAAAAAUAUUGCUUCCAAAAUUGCCAAUGAGCUAAAGCUGUAACCCAGUAAUUAUGGUGUAAAUUAAGUAGCAAUUUAAGGUGUUUUCCAGAGCACUGACGGAAAUGUAUAGAGUAAUAUUUAGGCAAUAACGUCUGCAUCUUCUAAAUCAUGACAUUAAAGUCUGAGGACGAGAGCGCGGCUGGGAGCGAAGGCUGGCCUUCUCUACGAAUGCACUACAUUAAAGUCUGUGACCCGUG